AUGAGCGUUAGAACGGUAACCGAGACCGUUGCCAGCAAGGCGGUGGUGGCUUCAACGCCCGCCGCCACUGGCCUCAGCGCCGUCAGCACACCCUUGCAACGGCCGUACGGUAAAAUCGUCCUCACGCUCGAAAACUGUCUGCUGCCGGAGGCUAAACUCGACCAAACACCGUCCCAGAGCGAUGGUCUCGACCGGGAAUCGGAAACCGACCUCCGGAUCCUCGGCUGCGAGCUGAUCCAGACGGCCGGAAUCCUCCUCAAACUGCCGCAGGUUGCCAUGGCUACCGGGCAGGUACUGUUCCAGCGGUUCUUCUACUCGAAAUCGUUCGUACGCCACAGCAUGGAAGCCACGGCUAUGAGCUGCAUCUGCCUGGCGUCAAAGAUCGAGGAAGCGCCCCGGCGGAUACGGGACGUGAUCAACGUCCUGCACCACAUCAAACAAGUGCGCAGCCAGAGUUUUGUAGGUAAGACGCUCAAUCUUACUCAAAACUCUAUCCCCCUCUCAAAGCAAAGUCCCCAAAAAAGCCUAGAAAAGCAACAGAAAC
This is a messenger RNA of Anopheles cruzii, 544 nucleotides long. Its product is annotated as cyclin-L1-like. Gene Ontology annotation, biological process: regulation of transcription by RNA polymerase II. Gene Ontology annotation, cellular component: nucleus. The annotation marks the transcript as partial. The record is from RefSeq and is a predicted model, not a curated record. Gene Ontology annotation, molecular function: cyclin-dependent protein serine/threonine kinase regulator activity. The transcript has 3 exons. Lineage: Eukaryota; Metazoa; Arthropoda; Insecta; Diptera; Culicidae.